Stylophora pistillata is the source of this 558-nucleotide messenger RNA. RefSeq lists its product as uncharacterized. NCBI's taxonomy places the organism in Eukaryota, Metazoa, Cnidaria, Anthozoa, Scleractinia, Pocilloporidae. The record is from RefSeq and is a predicted model, not a curated record.
AUGUCAGAUGAAUUUUUAAAACUCUAUCCCAACACAAGAGUUAUAACUGAUUGUACAGAGUUGUAUAUACAAACACCAUCUUCUUUACUUUUACAAUCACAGCUCUACUCUGCUUACAAGAGUAAUACCACAUUAACGGGACUUGUGAGAAUAUCUCCAAAAGGAGCCAUUAUUUUCGUUUCUAACCUAUACACAGGUGCUAUUUCUGAUAGGGAAAUAACCAGAUGUUCUGGAAUACUUGAUCUUUUAGAGCCUGGUGAUAGUGUCAUGGCAGACAAAGGUUUUGAAAUUGAAGACUUGCUACUGGUGAAAAAUGUAACUUUAAAUCUCCCUCCAUUUUUGCAAAGUAAAAGCCAAUUUGUUAUUCAUGAAGUUAAAGAAACGAAAACUAUUGCCAAGUUACGAAUACACGUAGAGCAAGCAAUACGAAGACUGAAAGAGUUUCAUGUUUUUGAUUCAGAUAUACCUUUAAAUACACUUGGGUCUGUCAAUCAAACAUAUACCAUAGCAUGUUUACAGACAAAUUUUCAAGGUCCACUAAUUACAGAUGAUGAGUAG